AUGGCUCCUCCAAAACACAUUAGUGGUGUUUCGGUUGCUAUCACGACUCUGAUACUUCUUGUAACAUGUUGUCAUUGCGCAACCUACCAACAACAAUUCAUGGGUCCACAAAACGCAGUAAGAGCUCGUUUGAGGCUCAAACCGCUAAAAUGGGACGCCAAAUUGGCCCGUUACGCACAAUGGUGGGCUAACCAAAGACGCCGGGACUGCGCCUUGAUCCAUUCCAAUGGACCCUAUGGUGAGAAUCUCUUUUGGGGGUCAGGCAAGAGAUGGAGCCCGUCUCAAGCCGCAUAUGGAUGGUUGUCGGAAGCAAGGAGCUAUCACUAUAGAUCAAACUCUUGCAACGGCGAGAUGUGUGGACAUUACACACAAAUUGUAUGGAAGAACACACAAAGGAUUGGCUGCGCUCACGUGAUCUGCGAUGGCGGAGGAGGCGUGUUCUUGGCUUGCAAUUACGAUCCCCCGGGGAAUUUUCUUGGUAGGAAGCCUUAUUGAGUUUGAUCCAUUUGUAUAUGUCAAACACUCAUGCCAAAAGAGGCUGCUCUUGCGUUAUAAAGUUAUUUUUUUAUUGGUUCAUA
Capsella rubella is the source of this 578-nucleotide messenger RNA. Its product is annotated as pathogenesis-related protein PR-1. Lineage: Eukaryota; Viridiplantae; Streptophyta; Magnoliopsida; Brassicales; Brassicaceae. Gene Ontology annotation, cellular component: extracellular region. The record is from RefSeq and is a predicted model, not a curated record. The transcript has a single exon. The coding region runs from base 1 to 495 and encodes 164 amino acids.